UCAGUGAAGGUAAAACUAAACAAAACAGACGAGCUGCAAGCUUCUUCGGACAACAACCUCUUCGUUCUUACACACUGAAACUAGUGAUCACAUCCGACGGUCAUGGCGUCCUCCAGCGGUCCACUAAACGAGGAGCUCCUGUGCUCCAUCUGUCUGGAUGUGUCCACUGAUCCGGUCACCGCUCCAUGUGGACACAACUUCUGCAGAACCUGCCUGAACAAGUUCUGGACAAACACUCAGACCUGCUUCUGUCCAUUCUGUAAAGAAACUCUGAAACAGCAGAAAAAGACUCUCACCUCCAUCGACUGUUUCCUUAUUUCAUCUCGAACAGUCCACAUUUCAAACUGGAUGAUUAUUAGUCUGGGUUUUCUGUUGGUAGCCAUAUUGCUCACCUUUCCUAAACCAUAUUCUGCAUCUGACCCCCGAACCUUCACCGAUUUCAGUCAAAAGGUUGAAGAUCUGCGGCAGGAAUUCAGUCAGCUGAAGAAAAGCACAUCGCUCUACGUCUCGCAGAUGUACUCAUUAAAUGAAAAACUCCAUAAAGCCGCAGGUUUGAAGUGGGCACAGUUAUUUGCAGUGGAUGUGACUCUGGAUCCUGAAACGGCGAAUCCGUCUCUCAUCCUGUCUGAUGAUGGAAAACAAGUCAGUCAUGGAAACAUUAAGCAGGACGUCCCAGAAAACCCAAAGAGGUUUUCAAUGAUUUCGGUUCUGGCAAAGCAGGGAUUCAGUUCGGGCAGGUUUUACUUCGAGGUGCAGGUGAAGGGAAAGACAGCGUGGAGUUUAGGGGUGUCCAGAGAAUAUAUUAAGACGAAGGGAAACCUGCUGACUCCAGUGAAUGGAUUCUGGGCUGUGACUCUGAGGAACGAGACUGAAUAUACAGCGGGUGAAACACCAUCUGUCUCUUUAUCUCUGAAAGUGAAACCUGAGGUUGUGGGAGUGUUUGUGGAUUAUGAGGAGGGUCUGGUCUCUUUUUAUGACGCAGGACACCAAUCUCAUAUCUACUCUUUCACUGGUCAGACUUUCACUGACAAACUCUAUCCAUACUUCAGCCCAUACCUUAAUAAAGGAGGAAAAAACUCAAAGCCACUGAUCAUCUCACCUGUCAGUUAAAAUCAACAAAUCUUCCAAAAUGAAUAAAUGAAAGCUAUUCCGAAUACCUUUUAACCAAACAUUAUUAUAUCUAUAACAGUUCAUAUACAAUGCACAAGUGAUAAUGUAAAUAAAUUAUGUAAUUUUUUGAGCGAUUAGAUUUUUUUUAAUUAUAUAUAAGCUCCAAUUCUUUUACUUAAUGAAAGUGCACAUCAAUCUGCAAAACAGGGACAUGUAAUAUUUACAUAUGUGCUGAAAUGGGUUUAAAUUCUCAAAUGUCAAUACUGGAUAGAAUAAUGCAUUUUUAAUGAAAUGUAAUAAAACGAUGCGUGUACCUACAAUAAAAAUUUAUAUUUUGAAUGUG
Molecule: messenger RNA, 1453 nt
Organism: Puntigrus tetrazona (Sumatra barb)
Lineage: Eukaryota; Metazoa; Chordata; Actinopteri; Cypriniformes; Cyprinidae
Gene: btr31
Product: bloodthirsty-related gene family, member 31
Exons: 7
Coding region: 103-1110 (335 amino acids)
Molecular function (GO): protein binding
Source: RefSeq, a predicted model, not a curated record